AUGGCAGAUCAGCUGACACCAUGGGAACAUAUAAACCGCUUUUACCACACAAAGCGCAAGCCCAUCCAACUGUUGGUGGCCUAUCACGCCGAUGCGGCUGCGGCUUCUAUAACCCUAACGACACUGUUGAAGGCUUGUUUUGUCCCGUUCAACUUUCACCCUGUCAUGGAGUAUGAAGAGGUAAAAGGCGUGAUUCAGCGGACAAGUAUGGCCCAGGAUGCGGAAAUUUCAGAUGGCGGUGCACCGGUGGACGAGUUGUUUGUCCUUAUUGGUCUUGGCGCUCCCGUCUCAUUGCGAUCUUUUUUUGAUUUGAGGCGACACAUUGUCAUUGUGCUUGACUCCUACCGUCCCUUUCUUCUUGACAACCUUCGCGCAAGCGACAAUAAUCGGCUGGUGCUCUGGGGACAAGAACGCAUACAUGAAGAGGUGGAGCAAUUCUUUCGGGAGCAGAGAAAAAGAGAGCUGGCGCGAGCGCGUCGCCGACGACGACGACGGACACACAAAAACCAACGCCGUCUACGUGCAUACGGCGAACUUGCGAACGACGACGACGAGGAGGAGCGGGAGGAGGAAAGCGAAAUUAGCAGCGGCAGCAGUGAUGAUGGGGAUGAUGAUGAUGAAAAUCACGACGAUAUGACUCCCUCGCAGAGCCAAGAGGGGAUUGACUGGAUGAAUGAGGAGGUGCCGGAGAAUCUUGAGCAGCUCUAUUACGCCGCGGAGCGUGGAGGGAAAAGUUGUGCGCUAGAGGUCUACGACUUGGCCAUACUUUUGAACCGCGUCAAGGAGGCGGUGCUGUGGCAUGCGGCAGUAGGAGUCUGCGAUUUAUUUACGCGCCGCCUAAUCGAUUAUGGGACGUACCUGGUAGAGAUGCGACGGCUGCACAAUGAGGUAACGUUGCGAAAAGGCAUUCGUCGAGGGCCGCUCGAUGACGUCACGGAGGAGACGGUCAAUAGACACCACAAGAUUGCGUCUAGUAACACGAUGCAGCUUGUCAACCUAGAUGAGGAUCAGUUGUUUCUCUUGCGGCACUAUUCCUUGUGGGGGGCCAUGUGGUACCACCCGGUGGUUGCGAGCCUUUUGGGCCUUCAUCACGUGGAGGAUGGGACGGGGACACUGCGACAGCUGUUGGCGCGUUGUGGUGUCUCUGCGAAAUUGGCCCAGCAGCCAUGGGGCGAGAUUCCCGACGACGUUAGGGUGGAGUCACUUAGACUUGUGCACCAUGAACUCAAGCAGGCUUUGAAGACAAGGGGGAGCUUUGUCAAGUGGCCCACCCGUAUUUGGUGUGUGGCACGGACAACGGGGUACAGUGUGGAGGUUUCGACCUUUGAUGUUUGCACCCUCUUUACGGCAUUGCUUGCAAAAGUGCCACCAGGCGCUAUGAACACGGAAGAAACGAGUGAGGCAUCGAUGAAAGAAAAAUUAAGGGAGUUUCGUCGGGAACAGUUUUGGCGUGCACAUGACGUUAUUGAUGCGGACCCGAACUCCAAGUUAUUUGUGGCUGCUGUGCAAGAGGCUAAGAUGCUGCAAGAGUCCGUUGCAACGGCCACCAGCGCGCUAAUGCAGCCAGGUAUGAUCCAAAGCACCAAGGGCAUUCAUUAUACUCAGCCGAGUGAUCCUACAAAUGCCUCUACUGCGCUAGAGACAUUUGGCUGUCCUUUUCGUAUUGCCGUGUUGGCGGAGCACAUGCUUUUUGCAUUGACUGUUGAGAGAGGGCUUGGGAAAUACACACGCGAAGUAAGACCGGUUUUGCUCUCUUGUCCCGUGUCCCGCUUAAUUGGUUUGAACUCGCAACCGAAGCAAAAGGAAGAAAUGAUUCAAUCAGAGGAGGCGUUUAUUGUUUUAUUUGCCCACGAAGGGCCCACAAAGGAGGGUUUGUCGCCGGUUUUACCUGUUGCACGAUGGAACGAAUGUGUAACAAACACGGAGGACUUCCUCGUGCCUCCACUGCGGGAUUUCAUAAGGCGUGACACGGUGAUCGUAGAUGGGCGUGAGUCCACUGCGCACCUGGGGGAGAUGCUGCACCUUCGAUCCCUCACAGCUGCCCUCUAA
Molecule: messenger RNA, 2049 nt
Organism: Trypanosoma cruzi
Lineage: Eukaryota; Euglenozoa; Kinetoplastea; Trypanosomatida; Trypanosomatidae
Product: cell division cycle protein 45 (CDC45), putative
Exons: 1
Coding region: 1-2049 (682 amino acids)
Biological process (GO): DNA replication initiation; mitotic DNA replication preinitiation complex assembly; double-strand break repair via break-induced replication
Cellular component (GO): DNA replication preinitiation complex
Molecular function (GO): chromatin binding; DNA replication origin binding; single-stranded DNA binding
Source: RefSeq, a predicted model, not a curated record